This is a messenger RNA of Notodromas monacha, 1122 nucleotides long. The record is from the annotation of a GenBank genome assembly. NCBI's taxonomy places the organism in Eukaryota, Metazoa, Arthropoda, Ostracoda, Podocopida, Cyprididae.
AUGAAUAAAACCAUCGGUAUUUUUGGUGGUGGGCAGCUGGGUCGCAUGAUGGCGCAAGCGGCUUUGCCACUGAAUAUUCAAUGUACGUUCUUUGAUGUGAGUACAGACUGCCCUUCAGCGGCUUUAGGAACGGUGAUUUCAAGCAAAACUGAAAACGGUUUACAAGACUUUAUUGCCAGUGCAGAUGUCUUCAGCCUUGAGUUUGAAAAUACACCUUUGUCUGAUGUUGAUGUUUUGACCAAGCAAAAAGAUAUGCAUCCGCCGCGUCAGGCUUUAGCCAUUGCACAGCAUCGCUUGUCUGAAAAAGCGUUAUUUGAUGCGCUUGAGAUUCCUGUUGCGCCUUAUAAAGCGGUAGAUUCACUAGAAAGCUUAAGCGCUGCGGUUGCUGAGCUAGGUUUACCGAUUGUGCUGAAGACAGCCACAGGUGGCUAUGAUGGCAAAGGUCAGUUUGUAUUGCGUUCUGAACAGCAAAUUGAACAAGCAUGGGCUGAAUUGGGCCCUGCUGGAAGUUUAAUUGCAGAAAGCUUUGUGACCUUCUCGCGUGAAGUUUCGAUCAUUGCAGUACGUGGUCAAAAUGGCGAUGUGAAAACGUGGCCAUUGGCUGAAAACCAUCAUCAUCAUGGUAUUUUGUCGCACUCGAUUGUUCCUGCACCGAAUAGUGCGGACUUACAACCCGUUGCACAAGACUACAUCACUCGCCUAUUGAAUCAUUUGAAUUAUGUUGGCGUGUUGACCUUAGAACUGUUUGUCACAGACAAAGGUUUGUAUGCCAAUGAAAUGGCGCCACGUGUGCAUAAUUCAGGACACUGGUCGAUUGAAGGCGCAGUAUGCUCUCAGUUUGAAAACCAUAUUCGUGCAGUCGCAGGCUUACCCUUGGGUUCAACUGAAGUGGUUCGCCCUACGGUCAUGAUCAAUAUUAUUGGUCAGUAUCCACAGUCUGAACAAGUCUUGGCCUUAGAAGGUGUACAUCUACAUCUUUAUAAUAAGGAAGAACGUGAAGGUCGUAAGAUUGGUCACCUGACUUUAAUGCCGAAUGAUACCGCUCAACUCACGACGCUAUGUCGUCAGUUGGCGAAAAUUUUACCAAAUCCCUUGGCACUGAGCGAAGAUAUGACCAUCUAA